Messenger RNA from Microplitis demolitor, 5633 nucleotides. RefSeq lists its product as uncharacterized. The record is from RefSeq and is a predicted model, not a curated record. Gene Ontology annotation, cellular component: nucleus. Lineage: Eukaryota; Metazoa; Arthropoda; Insecta; Hymenoptera; Braconidae. Gene Ontology annotation, biological process: double-strand break repair via homologous recombination; regulation of DNA-templated transcription. The coding region runs from base 195 to 5552 and encodes 1785 amino acids. The transcript is spliced from 3 exons.
GGCCGCGCCAUUUAAAAAUUUGUCGCCAGAUAAAUUUUUUGGUUAUAAGUCAAAUUUAUUACAAAAGACAACAGGAUUGUAGUUACAUAUUUUUCAAUAACAUUCUGAUGACAGUAAUAAUAAUUAUUAUUAAAAAUAGCGCUGAAAAAAUAUGAACUAAUAUGUUGGCGUAAUGUGACAGCAUUUAAUUUAAAAUGGACACUGAUCAUGAUUCUGAUCAAUCAGAAGAUUUAUUUGGAGAUGAUGAGAAUUAUUUGUCAGUACGAGGCUCGAGUAUUCAAUCUCCAGAGAUCGAUGCCUCUUUUAAAUCAUUACCGCUCUCUCAAGCAUGUGGUUGUUCUCCAUCUCCAUACAAACAACCAGAUUUCACUGCACCGGAAUGUCCUACAACACCGUGCAGCCUUGGUCCGCAUCUUACAAAAGCACCAAUUUGGACAGCUGACCUCGAAACUCCGGAAGCGAACAAAGGUAGAAUGUUGCCAGUAGAAAGUCCAUGUAAUAUUAACCAGGAAAACAUAAGUUACAAUGCUCUGAGACUCACACCAACGGAUUUUAAUAUCGAGGAUGUGAUUCCUGUGUCACCUGUUGUUCCGAGAGCUAAAAAGAAACGUCUGAGUCGUCGGAUAUUGAGCAACAUCUCUAACGCUACGUCACAAAGCAGCCAUUUUAAGAAUGAGUACUCUAAUAUUGUGAAUUCAACUGUCUACUUAAGUCCUAUUGCUGAGAAGUCGAUGGAAGAGAGGCUGGAUGACAGUAAUAGGAGUUUCAGUUCAAAUCCAAGCUCCAGUACCAGUGGAAUCAGAUCUUCUGGUUCGAUGUCACCCGUUGAACGUUUCAGAAUGCUGAAAGAAUUGAAAGCAUCAAAAAUUUCGCGGUUAAAUCAAAAUGACAUAAUCCAGAUACCAGACACUGAGUUCUUCAAGGACUACGUGGCCAUGGAGACAAACAAAUACUCGUGUCAACCUCAAGGUAAAUUAAAAAAGCCGCGAUUUAAUGAGGAGGGAUUUGUUACUUUUACGCAGCUCGCUAAAGAUGAUAAUGAAGAGCAAGAUGAAGAAGUAGAGCAUCCACAUGAUGAAUCUUAUCAACACGAUCAAGAUAUACCUCUCUCACAAUUUUUCAGAGAAGAUAAUCCAGUAUUUAAUAAUAAAAAUGACGAAUUAAUAAGUACUGAGUGUUCAGACUCGGAUAAAUUAAUAGCUACCGUAAAAACGCCAUUAACAAGUCCCGAUUUUAAAGGAUUUUCGCCAGUUUCACGUCAACGCAGUCAAGUAAUAUUAAAUAAACACAAUGAUCUCGUUAGUGAACAAGCUCAUCAACAUCUUUCGUCGUCGGAAGAUAAUUUAAAAGGCUUUAAUAUUCAUGAAUUAGAUAAAAGUAUAAAAAUUGCUCAGAGGUAUCAAAGGUUUUACGAUAAUUAUCUUGAUAGCAAUUAUCCACUGGGUAAGAAGCUACGGAUAAAAUAUUCCAGUGAGAAUGUAAACCAAGAUAAGUCUAAGUCAUUACUACCUCCACUGAUAAUUAACGUUUGCUCAUUAUUUAAGACAGCUAGUAAUAAAGAUAUUUUAGUUGCUUGGGAAAAUGUGGGAUCGUCAAAACUGUUAUUGUUAUGUGAUGAUGGUCAGCAUGAUAUUGAUUUACUUGUUGAUAAUCAUGAAGAAUCAACCGCAGGGUCUGAUUCGCGUGAAAAGAAAAUUGAGGAUUUGAAAAAUGUAACAGACGAGUUUGAAUCCUUGGAAUUUAAUGUUGAUCUUGAAGAAGCGGUUUCACGAGUUGAAUCUACUGAGUUUGAUAAUUUGAAUAGUGCUAAUUGUAGUGUAGACAAUAAAAAUGAAUGUAGACUUAAUUUAAUGCGUAAUAAUAGUUUUAAACCUGUUGUUACCAAUUUAGAUGUAAAUAGUACUACUAAUGAUAAAAUAAUGUUCAAACAACCGGUGAUUAAAAAUUUGAUAGGUAAACAAAGUACAAAUGUAAAUAAAAGUUGCGUUAGUUUAGCGAAUAGUACAAAUAUUUUUGAUGAAGAUUUACAAUUUGAUGGUAGUUGUGAGGCUGGUGUUGUGGGAUUUCAAACGGGACGUGGGAAAAGUAUUAAAAUAGCUGAUAAUGCAUUGGUGAGAGCUAGAAAUAUAUUAGCAGAUGAUGAAUUAAAUAAAAUAGAUCUAGAAAAAGAGGGUAAAUUAAACGGUCAGCGGAGGAAAGAGUUUAAUGAACCAGUUGCUUCAACGUCGGGAUUUAAAGUGGGUCGGGAUAAAAAUAGUUGGGUUGAAAAAAGUGGUUUAGUUGGUAAAAAUAUUUUUACAAAUAGAAAUUUAAAGGAGAGUGCGAUUACAAAAAAUAUUUUUGAUGAUAAAAAUUUAGAAGACUUGCCGAUGAAUCCGGUGAUGAUGGGAUUUCAAACCGGACGUGGGAAAAAUAUUAAAAUAGAUGAUAACGCUUUGAUGAAAGCGAAAAAUAUAUUGGCUGAUGAUGAAUUGAAUAAAAUAAAUUUAGAAAAACAAGGUAAAUUAAAUGGUCAGCGGAAGAAAGAGUUUAAUGAACCAGUUGCUUCAACAUCUGGAUUUAAAGUGGGUCAGGAUAAAAAUAAUUGUGUUAAAAAAAAUAUUUUUGAUGAUGAAAAUUUAGGAGACUUGCCGAUAAAUCCGAUGGCGAUGGGAUUCCAAACUGGAUCUGGUAAAAAUAUAAAAAUAGCUGAGAGUGCUUUAUCUAGAGCACAAGCAACGUUUGUUAAAGAUCUCGAAGAUGCGGAUUGCGAGAAUAAAAUAUUGGAAAUGAAGAAAGGAAAAAUAAACCAGCGGUUUUCUUAUCCUGGGUCAAGUACUUUUAGAUCUAGAUCUGGAUCUGGAUCUGGAUCUGGAUUUAGUACAGGUUCAGGUACAGGUUUGUUGAUUAAUAAUUCUGUGAGCAUAAAUAAUGCGCGUAAACGCAAAGCUACUGAUGAUGAGACACCAGCAGGCAGAAAACGUCUUUGCGGAGGACUAGAUUUGCAAAAACGUAAACUUUUUAAUGACAUUGAAGAAGAGGAUGAGAGUCUGCUGGAAUCAGCAAUGCUGUUGGAACAGGACCUCGUUGACAGUGAUCGCAAUCUUGUUGGCUCGACGUUGCAAGCUAAAAGAAUAGAUGCCAACGUUAAUUUGAACUCCAGUAUUAUUAUUAAUGACGAAGUGCGUGCGAGUGUUGACGCGCUGCUGAACGAAGACAUUGACUUCGAGGCUGAAGACACCUGGGUCGAGACAGCUAAUUCAGAUAAGCAAAUAUGGAGCGGCGGAUCUGAAGGCUCUUAUCGCAAUCAAGAUCAUCCGAAGCCUGAAAAAAGAUCUAGGUCGUUUCCAGGUUCUGUUGCCAAGUCACCCAAGCACGAUUCUAUUCCCGAAGAACUUUACUUUGAGACGCAAUUCUCGGAAGAAUUUAAUGGUGGCAUCGAAGAGAUUCAUGAGCAACGAAGCGCAGCAGCUUUGGAGCAGGAAAAAAUAAUAAUGUGUAAAAAAAAAAUGAAAGUCAAGCCUACAGUUGGAUCCUUGUUAAAAUUAAAACGCGCUGACAAUAAAAUUUCUUUGGCACAAUACUCCAGUAAUCAUGCACCAGUGCACUGUACAUCUCAAGAACUGCGAGACCGAGGACUGGAUCCAUCCAUAACGUCAAUUAAUUCAACGACCGCAAGUGCUUACAAAUUUAGUAGUGAUUAUUUCGAAGAUUUGAGGACUAAAGUCAGCGUACCAGUUGGUGACGGAGCUGUUCUAGUACCUGAUAAAAAUAACCAAGUAGGUGUUGAUGAAUUUAGUAGGUCAUUUUUAGCCAGUCCAGGUGUUGAUCCAUCGCUACUGCCUCAAGGUUGGUUUAAAAACCAUUACAGGUGGAUUGUAUGGAAGCUUGGGUCAAUGGAUCGUAUUAAAUUAAAUAGCAGGCAUGUAAAUAAAUUUUUAACACCUGAUAUAUUAAUGAGACAGCUUAAGUAUCGUUAUGAUCGAGAGAUUGACAGAUCUGAACGACCAGCUCUGAGGAGAAUAUUAGAAAAAGACGAUCCGCCUUCACGGAGACUAGUUCUUUGUGUUUGCCAAGUAGUUAAAGACACAAUAGAAUUAACCGAUGGCUGGUACUCGGUUCCGGCGAGUGUUGACUCAGCGAUGCAGUCUUAUAUUAACUCAGGUAAACUCCAAGAAGGAACAAAAUUGAUGAUCCAGGGAGCUGAGUUGGUUAAUCUUGAAGAAGGUCGGUAUCCUUUAGAAAUAACUAAAGACGUGCGUUUAAAAAUUCACACAAACUCAACGCGUCGUGCCCGGUGGGACACAAAACUCGGAUAUUACCGCACAUGCGGUCCGCUGCCCGUGACUUUGAGCUCCGUUAAGUCAAACGGUGGUGCUAUUGGUAAAUUAAUAGUCGCUGUAGCGCGAGUCUAUCCAAUUUUAUACCGCGAGAAAACGGCCGACGGACAGUCAAUUGUACGUAACGCAAAGUGUGAAGAGAAAGCAGCGAUAGCUUACGAAACCGAGUGUCAAAAACGCAUUGACGCGAUCUGCUCGACUGCUCGUUCUUUCAGUGAGUCCCAAACUUCAACUUCAAAGUACGAAUUGGAGACUCGUGUGAGAAAUAAUUUACCAGACCGUAGAAAUGUUACGCCGAUACUCAAGGUUAGGAUUGCUGAUAAUGAUUUGUCAGCGAUGAUGACAAUCUGGUCUUGUGACGAAGAAUUUCAAAGUAAUUUGAAAGAAAACAGUUGCAUUGCUAUACGCAACGUGCUGGCAGCAGGACGUAGAGUCAAUGAACUUCAAAUAACAGCCGGUAAAUCAAGUAUCUUCGAACGUGUAGCUACUAAAAUUACCUGUCCCCCACGUGCCUUUACUUCGAUCCAAGAGGUUUCCCAGCGCGGUUUUAAUCCAGUGUACGGUGAAUUUGAUACCGUGGGUAUUGUCGUGUCAACUGGACCAGCACCACACGGGAUGAAGAACUUCGAAACAGUUAAUUUAGCAUUCAAGACUUCUACUGACGAUGACGAUGAUAAUAAUGAAGAUUCUUCGUCAUAUUAUCUGUCGAUCUUAUUCUGGGAAGGAAUCGCAUCUCAUGGAUUCACCGGAAUAGCAACAGUAGGAUCUGCCAUUGCUUGUCUGAAUCUUGAGUGGCGGAAGAGCACGUAUCAAAGUAUACCAACGGCUUUUUGUUCCGAACGCACAUUACUGACACGCAAUCCACGACAGGCUCAUCUGCGACACGCAUUCGACUCACUUAGCGCUAGAAUCCGUGACCCGGUAUCCUAUGCCGCGGAAUGCGCGGCAAUAAUACAACUGGAGGUCGACAAAAAAUCAUCAAACAAGUCUGCAAACCACACACCUAAUGCGGACAGAAGGUGGUCCAAUUGCUGGACUCCCGAGCGUGAUAACAAUCUUAUAAACCCCGAUAGCGUAAACAGAAAUGAUUUACGGAAAUCCGCUAUUUUAAAUAAUCGCGCCGACAAAGUUCGCUGGCAUCUAGCACCCGAGUCUUCUAUUUUACAUAUUUCAAAUUCUCCUAAAACCAACAGCCCAUUUAAUUUAAAUAUCAAUCGUUCCAGGCCAUCAUGAGACCACCAGUUUUAUUAUUAUUGUUGUUACUAUUUGUUAAAUGUAAAUAUUUUAUAAUAAAAUUUUGUUUAUGAGAAUUUA